CUAGAAAGCUGUCGCAGGAGGCUAAGGUCCAGAGCAAGCUCGCACUUAUAACUCUACCUCGCCUUGCCCUUUCCCCCUUCUUGAGAUGUUCUUCGUGUCAUCCCUCUCUAUCUACUUUUGCGGGGACCAUCCAAGCAGCGGACUUUUGUCUGCGUCCUUUCUUUGAACCAAUCCGACCUUCAUUUCUACUGGUUUGAGCGGCUCUCUGGUCUCCACCAGUCGACAUUCUUUCACCAUGGUGUCCCAACUUGUCACCGUCCUCGCUGCUGUAUCAGCUGUCACUCCUUUUGUUUCUGCUUUCGAUCCUCAAUCGAGGUCGAAUGUUGCUGUCUACUAUGGCCAAGGAACCGAUCAGCAACGUCUGAGCCAUUUCUGCCAAGAUACAUCCUUGGAUAUCAUCAACCUUGGUUUCGUCAAUAUCUUUCCUGACCAAGGCGUUGCCGGUUGGCCAGGAAGCAAUUUCGGCAAUCAGUGCGAUGGCACCUACUACACGGUUGGCAACCUAACAACAGAGCUGCUCAAAGGUUGCCACCAGCUAGUGGAAGACAUUCCUAUCUGCCAGGCUGCGGGCAAGAAAGUGUUCCUGUCUUUGGGUGGUGCUUACCCCGCCACUCAGCAAAUUCUAUCAGAGGAUUCUGCCAAUAACUUCGCCGACUUCCUAUGGGGUGCCUUUGGCCCCAAGACCGACGAUUGGGUGUCCAACAAUGGUCCUCGCCCUUUUGGUGAUGUUGUCGUGGAUGGUUUCGACUUUGACAUUGAGCACAAUGGCGAUUACGGUUACGCAACAAUGGUCAACCGACUGAGAUAUCACUACUCCUUACAGGAAGGUCGUGACUUCUAUAUCUCGGGUGCGCCUCAAUGCUCGAUCCCUGACAAGCAACUUGACAACGCGAUUGCCAACGCCCACUUCGACUUUAUUUGGGUGCAGUUCUAUAAUACUCAGGGCUGCUCCGCCCGUGACUACGUCGAAGGCACGGUAGAUGGGUUCAACUUUGACAAAUGGGUGGAUGUCAUCAAAGCAGGAGGCAAUCCGGACGCUAAGCUAUAUGUCGGAUUGCCUGGCAGCACGAGUGCUGCCGCCAGCUCCGAUUACUACAUUACCCCCGUGGAGGCCUAUGCGCUGGUUGCCGAGUAUAUGGCGCGCUUUCCAGACACCUUUGGUGGUAUCAUGGUUUGGGAAGCGACGUAUUCGGACGAGAAUAAAUUCGGCGACGAAUCAUUCGCCGACGUGAUGAAGCAGAUUGUCUUGACUCUUGACCCUACUCCUCCUCAGACAAGCACUGCUGUACCCUCUAGCAGCACGCCUACGCCAUCCCCCUCAUACACUGCCACAAGCACACCUGCGGUGUCCACUCUUUCUGUCUCGCCCAUUGCUUCCACGGUGUCUACUCCUUCCACGGUGUCUACUCCUUCGGCGGUGUCUAAUCCUUCGGCGGUGUCUACUCCUUCGGCGGUGUCUACCCCUUCGGCUGUGUCUACUCCUUCGGCUGUCUCUACUCCUUCGGUUGUCUCUACUCCUACGGCUGUCUCUACUCCCUCGGCAGUGUCUACUUCCACUGUGGCCUCUAGCACGUCCACGAUUUCAAGCCAUUCUGUGGUCUCAAGCCCUCCGGCGGUGUCUACUUCUUCUGUGGUGUCUAGUGCCCCCGUGGUGUCUAACUCUGUUAGCUCGGGAUCUUCUGCCCUGUCGAGCAUUGCUUCUGUUGUUUCGAGCUCAUCUGCGGUGUCCAGCAGCCCUGUGGUUUCCAGUGCUUCUGUUGUAACAAGCAGCUCUGCCGUUGUCAGCACGGGCGUGAGCACCCCUGUGGUGUCGGUCAGUUCUGUGGUGCCUAGCUCUUCCGUGGUCUCUACACCACCUACAGUAUCAGGUCCCUCCGGUUCAUUCAGCUCCCCUGUGGUGCCCAACACCCCCUUGGCACCUAGCUCUUCUGUGGCUACCAGCUCCUCCGUGGUCUCCAGCUCACCGAUCACCUCUAUUAUACCCGUUAUUACAACCAAGUUUGUGCCCUCUAGCUCGCCUGUGAUUCCUAGCUCCUCUGUUGCAUCAAGUUCGUCUCUGGCUUCUAGCCCUCUUGUUGUGACAAGCCGUCCUGUCGUCUCUAGUGUGCCUGGCGCGUCCAGCGCGUCCUCCAGCUCGAUUUUGGUCUCCGGUCCCGUUGUCGCCAUAUCGUCUUUGGCUACCAGCUCUCAUAGCUCCUCUGUGGUGAGCCCUCCUGCGGUGUCUAGUUUCUCUGUGGUCACGAGCAGACCUGUCAUUCCCGGGCCAUCCUCUUCAAUCAUUGCUACUCCAGGCUUUUCCGAGACAUUGAGCUCUUCCAUCAUUCCCAGUGCAUCCGGCCAGGUGUCCCCUGGUGCGCCACAACUGUCUACUGCAUCGCUGGUCUUGAGCUCCCCGGUUUCUUCUACGGGCUCACCUGUCACCUCGGGGGUCUCUGUGCCUUCGAGCUUGGUUAUCGGGGCUUCUAGCAUCGUGGCUUCUGCUUCCUCUGGUGUGGAGACUACCAUUCCUAAUAGUCAAUCUCUCUCUUCGGGCUCCGUUGUGGAUUCCGUCACGUCGUCAAUUUCAGUCGUCGCGUCUGGGACCGGCACCUUCACCGGCCCGUCCAUCGGACCCAGCACAGCUGCUUCGACGGUAUCGACAGUGCAGCCCGGGGGCUCUGUUCCAUCGGUCUCAGGAACGAUCCCAAGCUCGGUUCUCUCUAACACUCAAUUGGUGUCGACCGCUUCGCACGCCGGCACUACAUCGGGCACGGAGUCUUCCUCGAGCGCAGGUGCAACCAGUAUUCCUAUCUCCGGUAGCGAUGCGUCCUCGUCCGCGAAUCCAGGAAACCCCCAUGGGUCUGGUGUUACGAGCUCCACGGCGAGCGCAAACACUUUGACGGUCCCAAAUCAGUCUGGCCAAGGAAGCACGGCUUCUUCGUCGGGCACAACUCACGCUGUCAGCAAUGUUUCAGACCAGACAGGCAAGCCAACAGCAGUGCCCAUCAGUGCUACAUCCACUGAUAGUGCUGCUUUUACUGUCAUUACCCCAGGUAUCACUGCUGGCCCUGGAGCCACUUCUGUGUCUUCCGCCGGAUCUGCGCUGGAACCAGCGACUACGACCACAAUUAUUGUAACCUCGUACAUUGAUAUCUGUCCCGAGGGCUUUACGACCAUCACUACGACUUACACGACCACCUACUGUCCUGUCACGGCUGCUGCCGCUGCCACUGCUACUGCUACUGCCCCCGCCACAGUCCCUGGCGUCUCAGGUUCUCCAGGUGCUGACACAGCCAUUACCCCCGUCAGGGUGACUGGCGCUUCAGCCUCCCAGGCUUCUACCACGACUGUUGAAAUCCCCGAGGGAUGGACCACGACGGUCACGGUCUGCACACACUGUGCUGCGACACCGACUACAGUCACUCUGACUCGGCCAGUUAUCACCUCUUCAUCGGAGCAGACAUCACCGACCGCUGUCUCAGGUUCCCUGUCUGGCUGGACAACCACGGUUUCUGUCUGUACCGAGUGCGGGCCGACGCCGACUACGGUGACUAUCACAGUGCCUGUAAGCACUGUCGUAGCGGCGACAGGCACCCGCCCUGGCAAUCCUGAGGGUGUCGAUGCUGUCCGUGGAGGGUCCACGGGGCUUGGUGCAUCUUCGACCUCUGUGAAUGUGAUCCCUCACUUCACAUCCACUGCUCUUGUAUCUCCAAGUCAGGCACCUCCCAGCCAACCUGGAACUGCGGGAGCCGCAGAUGUUCGCCCUUCGUCGACACUCCUCGUUCAGCCCUCUGCGAGUGGCCUAUCCGGAUCGGUGGUACCUAGCCAUACACAAGAGGGUGUAUCGCCAGUGUUCACUGGUGCAGCUCCUCGAUUGGCUGCCUUCAAACAUGGGGCUGGGGCUCUCAGCACCCUUGCCCUGCUUCUGCUGACUACCUUGUAAAGAGCUCUUUUCUCUUGAGUCUCUACUCUUUUCUCUUCUCAUAUCCUGUAUAACCUCUCACAUUGUGGCGAGGUAUACUGCUUCACAUUACCCAUUAUCGGUUUGAAAUGAAUGACCAACGAUGUCCGAUGUACCAACAUUUAAUAUUGUCGCAUCAACGCAAAGAUCUCUUGGGCGUGCCUUC
Aspergillus japonicus CBS 114.51 is the source of this 4106-nucleotide messenger RNA. It is a transcript of the gene chiA1, whose product is annotated as class III chitinase ChiA1. The transcript has 3 exons. Bases 236 to 3922 code for a protein of 1228 amino acids. The record is from RefSeq and is a predicted model, not a curated record. Lineage: Eukaryota; Fungi; Ascomycota; Eurotiomycetes; Eurotiales; Aspergillaceae. Gene Ontology annotation, biological process: carbohydrate metabolic process. Gene Ontology annotation, molecular function: chitinase activity. Gene Ontology annotation, cellular component: extracellular region.